Molecule: messenger RNA, 969 nt
Organism: Lachancea sp. 'fantastica'
Lineage: Eukaryota; Fungi; Ascomycota; Saccharomycetes; Saccharomycetales; Saccharomycetaceae
Source: the annotation of a GenBank genome assembly
AUGAGCAACAACUCUGUUAGAGUUGUGGUCGACAAAGACACAAUCUCGCGGUUUGCAUCCUGCCAAUCCGCAACGUUGAACCAUCUCAAUAAGUACGAGACCCUCACAAACACCGUGAACUACCUAUUGUCGUUUUCUGUGGUCUCCAGCACGAUAUCUGCAGUGCUUACAGUGCUGUACCGGGCCAGACUUGUUGCCGUUGACUCUCCCAAAUCACCACAGGUAAUUAAAAGGGGCUACCAGGCCAGCGUUGCUGGCGCCCGCAAAUUGGACGAGUGGUUCAAUAUCUUGGUUUUGCGCGAGGGUAUCGACGAGUUUGUGAGCCAGUACCACACACACAGCGGCAAACCUGGGUUCUGGGUUGUUUUCUACCUGCUCGACUAUUUUGCUAAUGUGUCGAACCUGGUGUUGAAAGAACUUGUGGUAAAACCUCUCAAGCUUGGCAAAAAGCCCUCGGGCCCAGCAGAAGCAGCACAUGAAUUGGACCUUGAUGGAGGCGUACAAAAUGGCCAUUCGCACCCAGACAACCUACCUCACAUAAAGGAGCUAGCUGGCACCACACGUUCUUUAGGACACGAAUUGCAAUCCAAAUUACAAUCUGAAUAUAUUGAACCCACCAGAACAAAGCUACAACAGGGAUACAUUGACCCCACCAAAGAUAGAAUCAACGGAACUAGAGACUACGUUUCUGAAAAGUACGGUGAGUUCAUUAAACCCACUUACGAUGCUGCCUACCAAACUGUCUCCGAAAAGUACGAAGGCAACUUGAGUAAAUCCGAAAGCGUGCCCAGAGCAAUUGUGUCGACAGGUGUCGACAUAGGUCAGCUGACGAUCGGGAAACUGAAAAACGGAGUUGCUCAUGGAGUUGACUCCGUCGAGCCUAGGGCCAAGGUUCUUUCCGACGAAAUCAGCGAAAGGGCUGCCUCUGUGCUUCAAACCACAGAAAACUUGACCAAGCAAGCUGCUUAA